AUGCCUCGCCCUCGUGUGAAAGACGAGGACCGGAAGAGGGUCGCCCGCGCGUGUGACACCUGCAAACGCCGAAAGGAAAAAUGUGACGGCCAGCAUCCAUGUCUCCUCUGCAAGCGACGCGGACGCGAGCCAGAAUGUGUCUUCUCUGAUGGAUUACCCAAGCGGAGUGGCUCGGGCUCAGGUUCAGGUUCAGGUUCAGUCUCAAACCGACCGGAUGAAGCGUCGCCCGCCCAGUCCAUCACUCUCAAGGACGCGCUGAACGAUUCCAACGACGCCGAAAUCGCCAUCGAGUCGCUCUUGACGCUCUCGGGUUCCAGAAGCGCGCAGCCAAAGUCUCCGCAGUACGAAAGGGACCCGGAUCAUCUCGUCUCGCGCGCCCCCGUGCCUAAACUUGCAAGACUCUUGCGCGAUGGCCGUGGGAAGUUCAUUUUCGUGGGCGACUCGAGCAAUCUGGCGUUUGUGCAGAACAUCCGCCGCCUGGUCAAGAUCGACAUCGGCGAGUGUCACUUGACUUCUGAUCCCCUGAGGCAUGCCAUGUGUGAAGUGAUCCCGCCGCACAAAGCUCCAACUCCUCAGCAGGCACAGCACCCCAAGCCGACGCUGGCCGAGGCGCAGGAUCUAAUCAAGCACUACUUGCUCGCUUCCAGCGGCAUUAUCGAUCUGUUCGACCCGGACGACAUUACGGACCAUCUGUGUACGUGGACAAAGGAUUCCACGGCGGAAACGGAUUUCAACAGCUCGAUUUACUAUCUCGUCAUGGCGAUUGGUGCCUUGACCCGGGAUUCUGGCGAUCCAGAUCAGGCGGAAUUCUAUUUUAGUCGGGGCAGGGAAAUCGGGGUCUCGAGCUUUCUCGAAGACCCGAGUGUCCUGACUGUCCAGGCUUAUGCGCUAAUAUCAUUCUACAUGCUGUCCGCUACGAGACGAAACGGUGCGUUCAUGUUGAUGGGCAUCGCCGUCCGCGCCGCCUAUGCGCUUGGCCUCCACCGAAGCGACAUAUCGAGCUUGUUCGAGCCGAGAGAAAGAGUGGCGCGAGAGAGGGUGUGGAAGAGCUUGCGUGUGCUGGACCUGUUCAUGAGUGGUUCACUUGGCCGUCCACCCGCGACAUCCGAGGUUGACGGUGGCAGCGUCUCGUGGCACCGAUCCAGUCGAGAUUAUGAAGACAUUCAAAUGAACGGGCGGAAUACAUCGGCUACUUUGAGGAUCUGUUUUAUCUUUGAACGAAUUCUGAACGAAGUCUAUUGUCGGCGCGAGGUCUCUGUGCAGCUGGUCGAGAGUAUUUCACGGCAAUACAGGGAUUGGACCAUGCAGCUCCCGUCGGGGUUGCAGGCUGAUUCCCUCGAUCAGAAACCUGGGACGAUGGCGCCAUCCCUGCGGCAGUCGAUCGGUAUUGCUCAUUUAAAGGGAUUGUAUUACUGGUCUAUUAUUUUGUUGACCAGACCGUUCUUGAUUUUCAAAGUGUCAUCUAAAGUCAAGAAUCGUGACGAAGGGGGGAACGGGGCGGACAGUAAUGUGACAAUGACCUUGAGUGAAGCCUGCAUUGAUGCUGCUUUAAGGAACAUUGAGAUUGCCACUGAUCUGGUCCACACCCCCGGAGUUCCUCGGCGGCUGUUCAUGAUCACAAACAGUGUGUUUAUUUCGGCUCUAGUGAUUGGUUUGGCAAUAUUUGGGGACUUUGACAAGUCAUUUCCGCUGCUGAGCAGCAUGACUCAGGCUGAAGCAAUCUUGACCAUUAUGGCCAAGGACGAUAUGUCGGCUCGUCGAUUGUACAGCAUAACGUCGUACUUGCGUCUUGCCGCUCUCGAGCACAUUCAGAGACGUGAUAAGGUCCAGAUGCAGAAGAGGAGGCAGGACAUUCACAACAUUUUCGGCGAUGUUAUCAACAAGAACGGCAACCCUGCAUUGCCCACAUCAAGGGGCAAUCCAACUCCCAAUCAGACACCAGCGACCGAAUCUGCCUUAAAUAAUGGGACAUUCAACUUUGAUAUGACAGAGACCAUUGAUAAUCAGCUGCCAUGGCAGUUGGGAUUCGAGAUGCCUUCUGAAGGUCGAGGACCUGUUCUAACCACAUCUGGAGCACUGGCAAACAAUGGCGACGACGCCUCCAACCAAUAUUACCCGCCAGCGUUGCAACGACAUGACUUUAACCAGCUUCCUGAUAACGACUAUCUAUCACCUAACGGAUCUGGGAUCCCGAGUCUUCCAUCCUAUGCAGAGGAGUUUCCCUUAUUCUCGUUGAUGACAGAAUUUGAUCAAUUGGGAGAUCCGUUUUCGAUGGCUGGGGGUUGA
Messenger RNA from Exophiala aquamarina CBS 119918, 2286 nucleotides. RefSeq lists its product as uncharacterized. The coding region runs from base 1 to 2286 and encodes 761 amino acids. NCBI's taxonomy places the organism in Eukaryota, Fungi, Ascomycota, Eurotiomycetes, Chaetothyriales, Herpotrichiellaceae. The record is from RefSeq and is a predicted model, not a curated record. Gene Ontology annotation, cellular component: nucleus. The transcript has a single exon. Gene Ontology annotation, biological process: positive regulation of transcription from RNA polymerase II promoter by galactose; DNA-templated transcription. Gene Ontology annotation, molecular function: RNA polymerase II cis-regulatory region sequence-specific DNA binding; zinc ion binding; DNA-binding transcription factor activity, RNA polymerase II-specific.